Adineta steineri is the source of this 1002-nucleotide messenger RNA. The record is from the annotation of a GenBank genome assembly. NCBI's taxonomy places the organism in Eukaryota, Metazoa, Rotifera, Eurotatoria, Adinetida, Adinetidae.
AUGAUCGAAUGGUUUAAUACAUUUUUACAUGAACAUCAAACUAUAUUACCUUAUCUUUAUCUAUUAUCUCAAUGGAUCUUUCUCAUCAUUUACAUCAACCAAAAUCGUCUCUAUAAUUUUCUUAUUAAACAACAAUUGAAAUUUUUUGUAAUUAUCAUUUUACAAUCUCAUUCAUUUAUUACUGCUUCGAAUUAUAUCGUACAAUGGGUAUCAAUAUGGACAUUUUUAGAUUAUUAUACAUCAGAUGACUGGCUUCUUAUGCUUAUAAUUAGUAUUGCUGCAGUAUUAGCAACUAUAACUGUAACAGGACAUUUAUGUGAUCUUGUUUGUUCACCAUUUAUAAUUAGUUAUGAUUCUAUUGAAUAUAACAUUCGAAUUGAAACACCAUUUAUAACAGAAAAAAUGAACCAAUGUCUUUCUCAUGUAUUAAAUUACAUUUUUUAUGAAUAUGUCAUAUCAAUAUUAUCUAUAUUAGCAUGGCGAGGUUUUUACAAAUUUCUUGAUAUUCAUUUAUAUCCAAAUAAUGAAAAUAUAUCAGCUUGUUUAAGUCUUCUAAUUGGUUAUCUAUUAUUUUUUAUUCUUAUGUAUACACAAGCAUUUCAAUUUAAUAUUUGUUUAUUAACAACAUUUAUAGAAAUGAAUUAUCCAUGUUUUCUACAAAAUCUUCGUCAUUUAUGUGCAUUUUUUUCAUCUAUAUUAUUAUGGAGAGGUUUUUGGAUUCUAUUCGAUAUACAUAUUGCAACAAUAUCAAUUGUAUAUGAAUCUCCUUUAAAAUUUUAUAUUAGUUUUAUGAUAAUAUCAUUUGUUAUUUUAAGUUUAAUGAAAACAGCAUCGUCAAUCAAUGGACCAAUGUCACAUAUUAAUGAUAAUGAUAAUCUUUUUCCAAUCUAUUCAAAUUGUUUUCUAAGUAAAUGGUUUCGUGAAAAGAAAAAUUUAGGUAAAACUGUAUCAAAUCCAAGUCAAAUUACAGAUAAUGAACUUUAUACAAUUUCCGUUUUUUAA